GAAGACUGGAGAAGUGUGUAGGGGUCCAACUACGGUUACCCCGAAGCCCCAGCUCCUGAGUCUGGCAGCGCGUGUGGCGGCAGCUCUUGGCCAGGAGGGGCCCCGGGGGCCGGCCACUGGGCGCCUCUGCAGAGAGCUCGCUCCGUGCUUUGCCUUCUGAGGCUGCUCCAGGUUGACGAUCUCUUUGGGGGGGGGGGGGUCGAUGUUCUGAAAUUUGUCUGGAGGAAUCCCAGGUGAAAAACCCCAAGGACUGCAGAGUAUUUAGAAAAAUAAAACCUCAGUGAGUCUAGUCGAUGCUGCUCCUUUUCAGACAGUUUAUCCCCUUCUGGUCCCUGAGACUCUGGCCAUCACCAGCACGGAGUGCCCUGUCACCUCUGAGCACCCGUCAAAGGCUCCGCAGCCAGGGAUUCCAUCCUCAGUUUCGAAAGGACACUGGCAGUCUCACCACCAAGGUGGUUGGGAUCCAUGGGCCUCCAGGCAGGGGCUGAGGGUGGCCAGCUGGCCCAGCCACCCGGACCUGGGGUUAGGGCGCAGGCCAGGCCGGGCUCUGUCUUUCCUCCAGUGGGAGUCAGCCCGCUGGCCUUUGCAGACACCUCACGUGAAGACAGCGGCACUCCCUGUGAGCACAGGAGACGCAGCCCGAGCCUGGGGGAGGGCAGCCCCUCCCUGCUGGGGUGGCCCUGGCCCCUGGCUCUGUCUGCAGGCAGUCAGGAGCGGGAGCUGCAGCACGGGACUGAAGAGGUUAAUGUUCAUCUAUCUGCCUCCGAAUGUUAAUGUGUCUAGGUGAUGUCAGUGGGAACCGGGAAGGAGGGAGUGGGAAGAGCGGUGGGGCUUGGAGGCAGCGGAGGCUGCCAGGCUGCCCCGGAAGACCCCCUUCGGGACUGCGGGGCCGGUGCUCCAGGACAGGGAGGCAGGCGUCGGAGGCUGCCGCAGCCUGCGUGGGCGGACGGGCCAGCGGGCGAGAGGCACUGGCGGGAUGGACCUGCAAGCCUCGCCGCUGCCCACUGACCCCAGUGCCAGCAACACCUCGGACGGCCCCAAUAACCUCACCUCGGCUGGGCUGCUUCCUGGCACGGGGAGCGCCUCCUACAUCAACAUCAUCAUGCCUUCGGUGUUCGGCAUCAUCUGCCUCCUGGGCAUCGUGGGGAACUCCACCGUCAUCUUCGCCGUGGUGAAGAAGUCCAAGCUGCACUGGUGCAGCAAUGUCCCCGACAUCUUCAUCAUCAACCUCUCGGUGGUGGACCUCCUCUUCCUCCUGGGCAUGCCCUUCAUGAUCCACCAGCUCCUGGGCAACGGCGUCUGGCACUUCGGGAAGACCAUGUGCACCCUCAUCACGGCCAUGGACGCCAACAGUCAGUUCACCAGCACCUACAUCCUGACCGCCAUGGCCAUCGACCGCUACCUGGCCACCGUCCACCCCAUCUCCUCCACCAAGUUCCGCAAGCCUUCGGUGGCCACCCUAGUGAUCUGCCUCCUGUGGGCCCUCUCCUUCAUCAGCAUCACCCCCGUGUGGCUCUACACCAGGCUCAUCCCCUUCCCGGGGGGCGCCGUGGGCUGUGGCAUCCGCCUGCCCAACCCGGACACUGACGUCUACUGGUUCACCCUGUACCAGUUUUUCCUGGCCUUUGCCUUGCCCUUCGUGGUCAUCACGGCUGCGUACGUGAGGAUCCUACAGCGCGUGACGUCCUCCGUGGCUCCCGCCUCUCAACGCAGCAUCCGGCUGCGGACCAGGAGGGUGACCCGCACGGCCAUUGCCAUCUGCCUGGUCUUCUUCGUAUGCUGGGCGCCCUACUACGUGCUACAGCUGACCCAGCUGUCCAUCAGCCGCCCAACGCUCACCUUCGCCUACCUGUACAACGCGGCCAUCAGCUUGGGCUAUGCCAACAGCUGCCUCAACCCCUUCGUGUACAUCGUGCUCUGUGAGACAUUCCGCAAACGCUUGAUCCUGUCGGUGAAGCCCGCGGCCCAGGGGCAGCUCCGGGCAGUCAGCCACGAUGAGGAGAGGACAGAAGAAAGCAUGUGCACCUGACGCCUCCCAGCCACCUGGGGCACCUCCGAGUCUGGAAACCACAGCAGCCCACGGGGAGGGAUGAUAGAAACCCAAGACCGCACUGGGAGAAUGCAGGGGGGCUGGGCGGUGAGGGGCUGCUGCCACCAAACACCUCCCACGGGGCCCCCACAUUUCUGGGGAGGCUCCGAGCCAGGCUGAGGGCUUCAGGUGUCAGAAAUCCCCUGUGGGAGAGCAGGAUGGAGUUGAACAGAAACUGAGCAAGAAGGAAAUUUUGUUUUCAAUGAUCAUUUUAGGGCCCUGCAUUGGCUAGCUCCCAAAUGUCUUCUUCCCAAGAGAAAGUUUUGUUUAAAAUCAGGCAGGGCUGGGGUGUGAGCAGCGGGGCCACAUGGAGUGUCAGGGGCCCUGGGGAGCCCGGAAGGUGGUGUGGCCUUCCACCUCUCAUGGGAGGUCGGAGGGCAGCCUUUCUCCUGAGCUGGAGGAUCGUGAGAAGUGACACAGGCCAUCUCUCCGUGUUCCAGCGUGCUGUGUCCAUUUCCCUGUACCUCUAGGGCAUGCAUGCUUAUUGUUUGGGGGUGGGGGGUACUCUGAGCCCACAAGAGUAAAAGUCCAGUUUGCUAGGAGAUCCAACUGAGAAUGACAAGGCUAACUGGGGUGGGUGGGGUGGGGUAUCUUGAAAUUUAAAAACUAGGGAAGAAUAAGGGGGUUUUUGUAGCUGUGUGUACAUUGUCACCGCGGGGCACACACCUGUCCAUCACCAGAUUCCACAGUGAGUGCCCAUCCGUGUCCUGCAUGUGCAGGGGUCAUUCUGAUGCCUGGCGUGUUGGCACCAUCUUCGUGCUGUGGCUUUUCUCUUCAAAGUGAAAGUGAAUAAAGGAUAAUCUCCACCCAC
Messenger RNA from Phyllostomus discolor (pale spear-nosed bat), 2900 nucleotides. RefSeq names its product melanin concentrating hormone receptor 1 (gene MCHR1). The record is from RefSeq and is a predicted model, not a curated record. Gene Ontology annotation, molecular function: neuropeptide binding; melanin-concentrating hormone receptor activity. Gene Ontology annotation, biological process: neuropeptide signaling pathway. Lineage: Eukaryota; Metazoa; Chordata; Mammalia; Chiroptera; Phyllostomidae. The transcript is spliced from 2 exons. Gene Ontology annotation, cellular component: membrane; neuron projection. Bases 977 to 2029 code for a protein of 350 amino acids.